Molecule: messenger RNA, 2663 nt
Organism: Myotis daubentonii (Daubenton's bat)
Lineage: Eukaryota; Metazoa; Chordata; Mammalia; Chiroptera; Vespertilionidae
Gene: BEAN1
Product: brain expressed associated with NEDD4 1
Source: RefSeq, a predicted model, not a curated record
GCCACAGCGCAGAAGCCUCUGCGCGCGGGAACCAGAGCAGGAAGGAGCCAGAGCGGGAAUCCGAGCUGAAGCCCGCGCGCACCAGGAGCCAAGGAAGCAGCCGAGCGAGUGAAGAGUCAGAGCUGUGUGGGCGGAUUCUUUCACCCUUCUGCUCCAAGAUGGCUUUCAGAGAAUUCUGCCCCAGCUGGCACGGCAACCAUACCCACCAUUUCUACGCUGAACUAGAGAACUUCGGGAAGGGAAAUGUGUAUUCGUCUUCUAUAAUGUUGGUAUGUGUAGUCUUAGGCCUGGUCAUCACCAUCUCUGGCGUCACCAUCAUCCUAGCCAAGAAGGCCUGGCGGCUCCAGCCCCGCCAGCCCCGCUAUCGCUACUGCCGCCGCCGCUACCGUGGAGACGCCGAGGCUGACCAAGACUCCCAGGAGCACUCCUUCUGCCGCCGUGGGAUACACUGCGCCUGCAGCCUCAGGGGCUACCGGUUCAGUUCUCUGCACCGGCUGCACAUAGACGCUCCACCAAGCUACGAAGAGUGCAUGGGGCCAGGGGCCACCCAGCUGUACCCCCCCACGGAGGCGCCACCACCCUACUCACUGAUAGACCCCGACAGCGGCCACAGCUCCGGCGGACCCCAGCAGGCGCACAGUGACCUCUUCACCGUCUCCAUGGAUGCCCUGCCCCCUUACGAGGCUGUGUGUGGGCCCUGCCCUCCACCGAGCCUGCUGCCACUGCCAGGCUCAGAACCAGAGCCCAGCAGCCCCCAGGGCCCACCGAGCCCAAAAGGAAGCCUGGCUUCCAGCCCAGAGAUGAUUGUGUGAAUGCCAGCAGGCCACGUCCUGCCGGUCCCUAGGGGCUGAGAAAGACCUUUCGGGAACACAGGGAGCGCGUGCACGCACACAUAUACACACACACAGACACAAACUCAUGCACACACAGAGACACACACAUACACAUACAUGCAAACUAAUGCACACAGACACAUAUGCACACAAACUGAUGCACACACACACGCAACACAAACUCUUACGCACACACAGCACUCCUACAUGCACACAUAUAAUACAACUUACACACACACAGACAUAUACACAGUGACAUGCCCAUGUGUACAUACACAUCCAAACAUGCCCCACACGUGUGAAGACACAUACACAGACGCCCCCCUCACAUGCACCAUGCAAAAUCAUCUGUGAAGGUUGCAUUCAAAAGGAAGCUCUCCCUACCUCCCGUCCCUCCCCAGCCUGCCGGUGAUGACUUAGAGACAGCACUGGGCAGAGAGGUGCAGAGGGGACUAAGGCUUGCUCUCGCCUCUCCCGGGCCUGUUUGCCCCUGCCCUCACCUGGCAGGCGGUGCCAAACUGUGAUUCUGUCUCGAGAAACAGCCUGACCAUUGCAGGUCAGCUGUCUGCCCCCACCCCCUCCAAGGGCAGCCUGUCUCCUGGUUGGUGGACAGGUCUCAGUGUGACUCAGCUACACACUGAACCUCUCUGCCAAGUCCAGGGCAACAAAACCACAUCACCACCCUGCCGCUUACGGGGUGCGGACACGGGCCUGAGGGGCUGGGGCACAACCUGGAGGCCCUUACAGCCCUCUCUGCCCUCACCCUUCCCAGAGUGCCCUCAGCCUGGCCCUGCCAGCCGAGUUAAUCUCCGAAGCCCCACCCUGAACCACAGGGAUGAACAGGGCUCCUGGUGGGUGUGCCAUAGUGGUGAGGGUCACAGCUGUGCCCCUAUCAGUCCAGCCACUUCCCAGGACUGAGCAUCUUCAGAACAUAAGGGCUCUGAGCCGCAGGAGCGGCCCCUCACUUAAGUAUGGGCCCAAGCCAGGCCCCAGGAGCCGACACUGUCCUCUGGCGGCUGCCCCUUUGGGAAUUGAGCUGCCAUGCUCUGGCCUCGCCCUCUGGGGAGUUUGCAGAGACAAUAUAAGGCAAUGUGAGCCCCAUCGUGCCGCUGCUAGGACCAGCGGUUGCCUCUCAGCCUUGAUGCCGGGCACCACGGAAGGGCGUGCGUGGGUUGCCUGGUGGUAGAGAGGCCCCAAUCUUGGCCCAUGAAACCCAGCAGUUUCCAACAGAGGCCAUGCAGGUCACACAGCUGACUCCUGAACGCCCUGCCUGCCAGAGGGGGCACCUGGGAAUCCCUGAGGAGGGACCCACCAGCAUCACCAGUGGCAGGGAGCAGAGACCUCAAGUCCACUCUGCCUCCCUCGCCCGUCCUUAAACACCCUCUUUCCUCUCCUCCCCCUCCCCACAAAGGGCUAAAACAAUUCACCCCUUUCUUAAGAAGGGGGUAGCAAGAAUGGCAAUUGUGAAUUUUAUUUUGUAUAGAACUAGUAUUUUUGUCGGUGCAGGACUGAAAGGAAUCCGGUCAAAGGUUCGGCAGCACCUGGAGCUUCUGGCUCCACGUGGAGUAGGGACCUUGUUUACAAGCAGUUCUGUCACCUUGUGGUUUACUUGUACUGUUUUUCAAGCAAAAAAUAUUUGUCUGUUGUACUGUAUUGCUUUAAAUACACUCCAGGGGUGAAACCCAUCCUGCUUCUGCAACCCUUAAGACUGCUGUAAGGGGGCCGGGGCACCCCUAUGUACUCAUCAGUGUGGGAAAGUGAACAGCUUUUCUUGCUCCUGGAUUAAGCGCUAUUUAAGCAACUGUGGAUGUUUUCUGUGUUCAAAAUAAA